Molecule: messenger RNA, 2177 nt
Organism: Misgurnus anguillicaudatus (oriental weatherfish)
Lineage: Eukaryota; Metazoa; Chordata; Actinopteri; Cypriniformes; Cobitidae
Biological process (GO): positive regulation of T cell proliferation; immune response; negative regulation of T cell proliferation
Cellular component (GO): external side of plasma membrane
Source: RefSeq, a predicted model, not a curated record
CAGCCGAAGCCUUCCAGAUAACGCCGAUUUGUAAAGCCAAAGAAGUGUCUUUCUUUGGCAGAUUGGGGGCGAGGAAGAAGGGUUGGAGAAUAAGGGGAAGAACAAAUCAUCAUUUAAAUCAGAUUUCGCCUACAUUUCAUUUGACAGUUGCUUCAGUUCGCCUGGAUUACAUAUACACAGAAAUCCUGCCGAAAUGGGCCUUAAAUAUGUGAUGGUCAUUAGCACCCUCCUAUGUUCAGUUUGGUCAUCUACCAUUAAAGCGAAAGAUGAACACCGUACAGCUUUCUUCGGGGAGGAUAUUCAUAUUCCCGUGCCGGCUUUGGAUACAACAAAUGUGACAUUUAUGUCAAGGAUGGAUCCGCAGUCUGAGGUUACUCUCCUAGACAAUGGAAAGAUUCAGAAUCAAAGAGUCAAGCUUAAUACUCACGGCAGGCACCUGAUCCUGGAGGAUGUGGGGGAGGAAGAUGAGGGCACGUAUGUGGUGAGGAAUUCUGCAGCACCCGCUGAUGUCAGGCGCAUCAUUCUCAUUGUUAGAGACUGUGCAACAGAGACUGUGGUGAAAUAUGGUGACACAUAUCAUAUCCCGAUCAAUCCUAGCAUCGGUCCAUACAAACUUGAGUUCAGAUCGGCAGGUCAGACUCAAGUUAAUGUGACCACUGAGGCACCACCCAUAAUUCUUCUUUACAAACGUGCCAUCAUCGACACAACAGAGUACCACAACCGUCUCAACGUCGAGGAGAAGAGGGUUAAUCUUCAUUUGGUUACAGGAGCGGAUGAGGGCAGCUACACCGUCACUGACAAUGACGACAAAGUCAGAAUGAGAACCUGUCUCAAUGUGAAAGACCACCAGAUCUUCGAGCACUUGAAUUAUGGAGAAACCCUGAUGAUCAAGCUCCACGCACACCACACCAAAGUCCGAAUGGUUUACAUCCCAGACUCUGACCGCAAGGAGCGACUCAUUCUGGAUCAGGGUGAGCUGGUGUUUCCUCUUGACCCUGCUUUGGACGGUCGUGUGUCUGUAGAAGAAACAGUGCUGUACUUGAGAAAGGUGAAAGUCAGUGACACGGGUGUCUUUCGCCUGAUGGACCUUUCGGGCUUUCGCAUAGCUGACGUCUACCUUCACGUGGAACCUUAUAAGCUGCCACAACUCUACGUGGCGAUCCUCUCCCUGCUGUCACUGCUUGCGUUUCUACUGUUGGUCUGUCUGGUGUCCUGUCUGAUUAAAGUUCACCAGCGGGAGAAGAGAGCGCGUAAGAUCAUCCUAAUUGCUCAACAGGCUGGCAAGAAUGAAGGAGAGACGUUCAGACAGGUGGUUCAUGAAGCGUACACUAGAUUCACAGAGGACUCCACUAUGCAGUCCACAUGGGAGAACAUCACAGAGAGCACUGAAGUUGAGAUCAAAGGUCUUGAGGUAUCCAAACCAGGUCAGUACCAGGCCCUCCAAUCUGACAAAAACUUCUUGGAGAUGAAUGACUCGGGUGCUGAGUUCAACUCCUCCGCAAUACCUCUGGACAGCGACACGGACGUCCCCGACAAUGUCACCUCUCAUAAGCCCUUACUUGAGUCUGACACUCUCGCCGCCGUCCCCCCAGCCAUUUCCGAGGGCGACCACAGUUCAACACGCACCCCUGACUCUGCCCUGAGCGUCAGCCCUGCCACCCAACCCAAAUCUGGGGCUCACACAGAUGUUGUCGACCUUAUUGGAGCAACCGCAGCUGAGGAAUCGGCCAGAGCGAAUAAGCUGGAUGCAAAGAUGAGCAAAGAUCCGUCACCACUUUCUGAUAAACCCGCUGCAUUGGAUCCAAGCACAACCUGAGUAUUGCAAUACAAUCAGUCUCAGCAACCAACUCAUCGUCUCUUAUUUUACGUCAAUGCAUCCACUUUCACCGUCAAACAUCUCACUGUUUGCAUUGCUUAGACUUCCAUUGUGACACCAAUUCUUGCUUGGAGUCAUUUGAUGGUUUGUCAAAUAAGCAUAAACUGAGAAGAACAAGUCCAAGAGAAGACAGGACACUUACAAAAAAUGAAUAAAACAUGAACAUGGAAGAAAUGGUUAAUGGUCCUGCACUAUGCAUGCAUUUACAUUACUAAAGACUUGCUAACAGCCGAGCGCUGGAGUAGAGAGACCAUUUAGUGCAUGCCAAGAGGAAAUAAAAAACCUCACAACACUUUUAAGA